Cuscuta epithymum is the source of this 8099-nucleotide messenger RNA. Lineage: Eukaryota; Viridiplantae; Streptophyta; Magnoliopsida; Solanales; Convolvulaceae. The record is from the annotation of a GenBank genome assembly.
UUUGAAGUCUAUUUUUAUAAUUGAGUGGUCUCUGUUCGAGAGGAGAGAGCAAUCAUCCAAAUAUCGAUCUGGAACGAGCAGUGGUCUGUGAACUCGAGCUGUGAGAGUGCUGAGACUGUUUGGUUGAUAUCUCGAGUUUUACCAAUCCAAUUAAGGCGUGUGAGAUACCAAAAGAAAGCUCUCAAGACGAGGAAUCCUUGAAGGUCUGGUUUGCAUGAAUCGGAGUUGUGGAAGACUUCCAAAUCGUCCGAGCAAAACACAACCUCGCAGGAGAGGAUUUAAUCUUCUAAAGAAACGAGUUAACCGGGAAACACCCGUUCUAGGGGCUGUUUUCGUAUCAACGAUUAAGGGUUGAACUAGCACUUUGAGGAGGCUGUUUAACACUCAUAUUUGAGAAAGGAAUCAGUCCCAAAUCCACCUUGACCAAAGCUUUGACCAUUGGACCAAGAAGGGAAAGUUUAAAGCUCAAUUGAGGUUGAGGCUAGAGCUUGCAUCCUGUGCUCGUUGAUCGGGGGAUUCCUCGGAGAGAAGACUUGGUUCGUGCUUCCUCCGUUCUAUUUGAAACAUUAAUAAACUUGCUCAUGGAUAUUUUACUUUAGAGCCUGCGUGCUCAUGAAUAGCCCUGUGUGGCUCUUUUGUUUUAAACAAUGUUUUCCGCUGCGUUAUGAAUUACUUAUUAUGUUUGUUUAUGGAUGUUAUGAGUGUGAAUGAUAUUCAAGACGCCUUGUAUAAUAUGAAUGUGUUGGACUGCGGUUGACUAUUCGUAUUGUACGGCGGGUUGUUGACGUGUCCGGAGGGGUCCGGGGCGUGACAAUUAAGUUGGUAUCAGAGCCUUAGUCCAUAAACUUCAUAAUGAAGUCUCAAAAUUCUCUUUUUGAAAAGAUUUUGAAAACCAUGAGCAUAGAAGUUUUGUACUUGGAGAGCUUUUGGUACUUGGGUUGCAAGGUCUCUAAUUGUUAAGAUGGUACCCUUAGCAAUUGGUAUGGCGGUGACUCGAGCCAAAAUGUGUCUUAAGUACCUAUCCGUCAAUUGACAUUUGAUACGAGUCUAACGACUCUUUCCAAAUUUCUUUCAGAAAUGGACCGUGGUGGCAGGAUUACUAGGAGAAACCCAACUGGCCGUGUACCAGUGGAGACUGGACGGGGCAGUCGAAGGACCUCUAGGGCAUCUAGAGGAGCUGGCCGUGGAGGCCGAUCGCAGACCGUGAGUGACGGUCAUGUCGACACAGAAAGUGAAACUUACUGGUCCUAUGAGGACUCGACUUACCAACCGGAGACCGAACCGGUCGAGACCCCUUAUGAAGGGGAUGCUGACGAUGUAAGUGAUGAGGAGGAAAAUGGCUCCUUAGCACGGAUUGAGGCGCUACUCCAACAGUAUCACCGUGAGCGUGAAGAGAGGAGGGAACGCCGAAGGCGCCGGGCUGGGCAACCUUCGGGCAUGACUUCAAGAGGAGGAAGUCAUGGUGCAUCUAGAGUCCAUGUGGAACCACAUGGAGGCCAAAAUGAUGGAGGUCCAACCAUAAGGAUCUCCAAAUUCAUCAAAGAAGCAAGAGAUUUGGGGUGCAAACCCUUUGAUGGAGCUGGGGACAUUUCAGUUGCAGCACAAUGGAUCAAGAGGCUAAAUGAAGCAGCCCUUGACAUGCAAAUCGCGCCGAAUCUCAAACUGAGAAUUGCGGUAAGAUUGCUCGAGGGGAUGGCAUCCAAGUGGUGAGAUGGAACUAAGAGCAAGUACGGUGAGACCGUAGUUUGGGAGGACUUCCAACGGGAGUUCUUUGCCCAAUAUUAUUCUGAUUUUGAAGUAAACAAGAAGGUGAGGGAAUACACCCUCCUAACCCAAGGGGGUAACAUGACAGUGAAGGAACUUGAGUACAAGUUCCGGGAUCUCGCCGACUACAUACCGGAGUAUGCUUGUGACGAGAACCGAAUGGUAAACCACUUUUGGGAUGCUCUUGACUUGGAGAUACGUGAUAGGGCAACACAAUUGCCUAACAUGACUUUCGCCCAAGUGGUUGACCAAGCGUUGAAGGGGGAGAAACAGUGGGAGGAGAGGAAGAAGAGAGACGCCGAGGAGGCGAAAAAGAGAAAGUGGGAGAGUCAUGGCUCCCAAGGUUCCAACAAAAAGGGGAACCAUGGAGGAGGAUCUUUCAGGGCACCACCGCCACCGUCUAGGGGGAACCAAGGCCCGAGUGGGCAAGGCUCGAGGUCACAAACCUCGGUGGUAACUCGUUGCAACAAUUGCAAGAAGAACCACUCCGGUAAAUGUCGCGACCCCCCCUAGAUGCUUCCAAUGUGGGGACACGGGGCAUAUUAAGUCAAAUUGCCCUCAACUUGGUAGAAACCGAGGAGCGGGAUCAAGCGGCACUACUACGGCGAGUAGGAGCCGAACCGGAGCACCUCAUGCUAGUACGGGGCAAGGGGGAGCAAGUACGAGCAACGCACCCUCCGUGAACCAAGGAAGGAGCCAAGCAAGGGUCUACGCAAUGACGGAGGCGGGUGCCCGAGCUAACCCAGAUUCGGUUGCAGGUACGACCGCUUAACUUCCCGUGUUUUACCCAUUCCUCAUCCAUAAAUUGAAGUUAUAAAUCCUAGAAUCCAGGUGGGAGCAGACGUAAGAUUGAAAUGGGAAAGGAGAGCAAAACCAUGCUACUACCCGACCGGGUGGGACAAGUUUUUGCCCUCGUAAACCUUCUGGAUCGCAUACCCGAUCGGGUUUGGUAAUGAACCCGACCGGGUAGGCCAAGUUUUUGCACUCAUAAGUCCACUGGAACACAUACCCGACCGGGUAUGGUGGUAUACCCGACCGGGUUUGUCAAAAAUUUCUGCCCAACACCUUCUGGAACACAUACCCGACCGGGUAUGGUGGUAAACCCGACCGGGUUUGUCAAAAAAAAAAAUUCUGCCCGAACCCACUGAACUUAUACCCGACCGGGUAUAGUAUGUUACCCGACCGGGUACACCUCGAAGUGUUCGUCAAAUGAAAAAGUUGUCUUCAUGAAAGUUGUAGAUAUUUUCAUUGUCUAAAUGAUGGAAUUUGAAUCGAACGAUUUGGUUAAGUAUGUGAAGAGAUAUGAUCAAAACGGUGAGACAGUGUCAAUUUAUAUCUCAACUGCGAACGUCAACCAUAAUUGGGGGAUUUUGCCCACUUUAAGGACAUAAUUUCGCAUUAUGUUCUUCGUAGGAUUGGUCGGUAUGUUAGAGAGGUAUCUUACAUGGCUUAUAAAUGUAGGAACACUAAAGAUUAAUGGGAGAUGUGCGAGAAUCCUCAUCGAUACCGGGGCGCAACGAUCAUUUGUGAGUGAGGCAUUCGCCGGGGGAUUCAACGUACCCCUGGUACCGAUGGCUCAAGACCUAUUGGUAUCCACACCCCUAGGGGAGGACAUCGAGAGAGAUAGCCACUAUCCAUCGUGUGAGGUGGAAGUGGAGGGCCAAAACUUGUCGUGUGAUUUCGUGCCGCUGAGUAUGAUUGAGUUCGAUGCAAUCCUGGGGAUGGAUUGGCUUGAGAAGCAUCAUGCUAGGGUCGAUUGUUACACGAAAGUACUUGAACUUGAAGGCAAUGAAGGGGUAACCUUGCGCUUCGAGGGGGAUAGGGAAAAAUCCAAUAGUUGUAUCAUAUCCGCUGUGAGAGCUAAGAAUAUGAUGAGGAAGGGAUGUCACGCAUAUCUAGCGUAUGUGGUGGACAAAACCAAAGAAGAGACGAGCAUUGAUGAUGUUAGAGUAGUAUGCAAGUAUCGGGACGUCUUUCCUAAAGACUUACCGGGACUUCCACCCGAUAGGGAGAUUGAGUUCGUGAUCGAAGUCGAGCCCGACACCAAACCAAUCUCCAUACCGCCAUACCGUAUGGCACCCGCUGAACUUAACGAGUUGAAAACCCAAUUGCAAGAGCUUUUGGAUAAUGGUUUCAUUAGACCAAGCCACUCCCCGUGGGGAGCACCAGUUCUUUUUGUGAAAAAGAAAGACGGGACACUUCGAAUGUGCAUUGACUAUCGUCAACUGAACAAGGUCACAAUCAAGAAUAGGUAUCCGUUGCCUAGGAUUGACGACUUGUUUGAUCAACUACGAGGAGCAACCGUGUUUUCGAAGAUUGACUUGAGAUCGGGAUACCAUCAAUUGAAGAUUAAGGAAGAUGACACACCAAAGAGUGCUUUCCGCACAAGGUAUGGGCAUUUUGAGUUCCUUGUUAUGUCGUUUGGGUUAACAAACGCCCCAGCGGCAUUCAUGGACUUGAUGAACCGAGUAUUCCAUAAAUACUUGGAUCGAUUCGUGAUUGUGUUCAUAGAUGACAUCUUGAUUUACUCAAAGAGUGAAGAGGAGCACGAAGAGCACUUGAUACUUGUUCUUGAGACACUACGGGAGAAGCAACUCUAUGCCAAAUUUUCUAAAUGUGAAUUUUGGCUAAAGGAGAUUGGCUUCCUCGGGCACGUGGUUUCAGGAUCGGGAAUUGCUGUUGAUAACAAAAAGAUAGAAGCCAUCACCGAAUGGGAGAGUCCAAAGAAUGUCAAGGAAAUUCGUAGUUUCCUUGGAUUGGCAGGCUACUACAGAAAGUUCGUGGAGAAGUUCUCUGUUUUGGCAUCGCCAUUGACGAAGCUCACUCGUAAAGGAGCUAAGUUUGUAUGGGAUGACAAAUGUGAGAAAGGGUUCAUGGAACUAAAGAAGAGAUUGACUGAGGCACCGGUACUUGCAUUACCCAAACAAGGUGUGGGGUACGAUGUCUAUAGCGACGCGAGCAUCCAAGGGCUUGGAUGUGUACUGAUGCAGAAUGGGAGGGUAAUCGCCUAUGCUUCACGGCAAUUGAAGAAGCAUGAGGUGAAUUAUCCUACUCAUGAUUUGGAGCUGGGGGCAGUGGUGUUUGCACUGAAGAUAUGGAGACAUUAUCUCUACGGGGAGACAUGUCACAUAUACACUGAUCACAAGAGCUUGAAGUACGUGUUUACUCAGAAAGAGCUAAACAUGAGACAGAGACGGUGGAUGGAGCUGAUAAAAGACUACCAUCUAGUGAUAGAGUACCACCCAGGCAAGGCAAACGUGGUGGCAGAUGCUUUGAGCCGGAAGAGCUCGUCUGGGGCAUUGCUAGCUAAUUUGAGGGCAUUAAGAGCCCAACUGGAGGUAUCUAGCGAUGGUGCCUUAUUGGCACGAUUUGAGGUGAGACCUACUUUACUUGAUGAGAUCAAGAAGGGUCAGGAAACCGACGAAGAAAUUAUGAAGAUCCGGGAACGCAUGCAAGCGGGUUCGGUGGAGGACUUCAGAGAUGACGGUCUCUUAUUAUUUCGUGACCGAGUGUGUGUACCGGCAGAUGACGAGCUCCGGAAGUCCAUCUUAGAGGAAGCUCAUUCAUCGGCUUAUGCCAUGCACCCGGGGGGCACGAAGAUGUACCGUGACCUGAAGGAGAGUUACUGGUGGUCAGGUAUGAAGAGAGAAAUAGCCGAAUACAUCAGUCGAUGCCUUACUUGUCAACAAGUUAAGGCAGAGCAUCAGCAUCCAGCAGGCUUAUUGCAACCACUUUCCAUUCCUGAAUGGAAGUGGGAACACGUGACUAUGGAUUUUGUGGUAGGUUUGCCACGGACAAUCAGGAACUAUGAUGCAGUUUGGGUUGUUGUAGAUAGGCUCACAAAGAGUGCACACUUCUUGCCUAUCAACACUACUUACCCACUUGAGAGUUUAGCCAAAUUGUAUACGGAUGAGAUCGUGAGGCUGCAUGGGGUCCCAGUGACCAUUGUAUCUGAUAGAGACCCACGAUUCACAUCACGUUUUUGGCCAAAAUUUCAGGAGUCUAUGGGAACGAGGUUGAAGUUCAGUACUGCUUUCCACCCUCAGACGGAUGGGCAGUCUGAAAGAGUCAUACAGAUCCUAGAAGACAUGCUGAGGGCUUGUGCAUUGGAGUUCCAGGGAAGUUGGGACAACCACUUAGCACUUGUGGAGUUUGCCUAUAACAACAGUUAUCAGGCAAGCAUCGGCAUGCCUCCAUACGAGGCAUUGUAUGGGAGGAGGUGCCGUACACCGUUAUGCUGGGACGAGGUUGGCAUGGCCAAACUCGAGGGUACUGAGUUGGUUGAGGUCACCAAAUCAAAGGUGAAGUUGAUUCGAGAGAGACUCAAGGCGGCUCAGGAUAGACAAAAGAGUUAUGCAGAUAAGCGUCGAAGAACCUUAGAGUUUAAGGUUGAUGACGGGGUAUUCUUGAAAGUUUCUCCUUGGAAAGGGAUCAUUCGGUUCCAAACCCGAGGAAAACUUAACCCACGAUAUAUAGGUCCAUUCAGAAUUAUAGAGAGGAUUGGGGCCGUUGCAUAUUGUCUACAGUUGACUCCUGAGUUAGAGAAGAUACAUAAUGUGUUUCAUGUAUCCAUGCUUAAGAAGUACGUGCAUGAUCCCUCUCACGUAUUGGAGAAGCCACCUGUAGAGGUACGUGAGGAUUUGAACUACGCUGUUCAACCUAUCAAAGUCACCGAUAGAAAGGUGAAGAAGCUGAGGAGCAAAGAAGGCCCAAUGGUUAAAGUCCUGUGGAAGAGCGAUCGGGUCGAGGAAGAGACAUGGGAAACAGAGGCUUUGAUGAGGAAGCAAUAUGCUUUCCUAUUCGAGUAGAGCUGUGAAUUUCGGGGACGAAAUUCCUGUUAAGGGGGGGUGAACUUGUGACACCGCACCCGAACGUCCUUGAAAAUUCGAUUUAAAAAUUUAACAUUUAUGUAUUGAAAUUCCGAUUGCCAAACAAUUGUAAAGCGAUUAAUGUUUUACGUAGUGCAUGACUGAAUAUCGUACUGUUCAAACUCGUAUGAUAGUGUCGGGUUUGCAAACACUUUUCGGGACUUAUUAAUAAAUAAAAGAGCUCAACAUUAUCUAAAUAAGUGAUCGAAUGAUUAAAAAGAAUACCAAUGCCUACAACCCUAUCUUUGGCAUUUUUGAGCUAAAUAAUGGAAGUAGGAUUUUCCUUCUAUAAUAUCCAUCAAGUAAAUUAUUGGGAUGAGCCUACACAUAUUGGAGAUCAAUAAUGUGAUUUAGGAAGUUGACUUGUUCUAAAUAAAUUAGGAUGAGUACAAAAAGACAUCUUUUGACAAAGAUAAAACAAUAGGACCCAUUUUCCCCAUUUUUGGAAGUAUUGGUAGAUAAUUUGGAUCCCAAAAUGAUUGGGAUCAAUUGGGAACCACUCCACAUGAUAUUAGUACCUGCAAAACAAAUAAAAAUGGGUUAGGAAACUUACCUUGGCCGACCACCAUGGAGGGGAGCUGCACAAGACUUGAUAGGAAUCAAUUGUUGGGCCACCAUCCCUAUCUUUCGCACAAAAUGGUGUGCUGGUUGUCUCCACUCAUUAUGGGAGUUAUACUCGACCAAACAACGGGUAUAAGGUGUCCUUGGAUAGCUUUUGAAGUCUAUUUUUAUAAUUGAGUGGUCUCUGUUCGAGAGGAGAGAGCAAUCAUCCAAAAAUCGAUCUGGAACGAGCAGUGGUCUGUGAACUCGAGCUGUGAGAGUGCUGAGACUGUUUGGUUGAUAUCUCGAGUUUUACCAAUCCAAUUAAGGCGUGUGAGAUACCAAAAGAAAGCUCUCAAGACGAGGAAUCCUUGAAGGUCUGGUUUGCAUGAAUCGGAGUUGUGGAAGACUUCCAAAUCGUCCGAGCAAAACACAACCUCGCAGGAGAGGAUUUAAUCUUCUAAAGAAACGAGUUAACCGGGAAACACCCGUUCUAGGGGCUGUUUUCGUAUCAACGAUUAAGGGUUGAACUAGCACUUUGAGGAGGCUGUUUAACACUCAUAUUUGAGAAAGGAAUCAGUCCCAAAUCCACCUUGACCAAAGCUUUGACCAUUGGACCAAGAAGGGAAAGUUUAAAGCUCAAUUGAGGUUGAGGCUAGAGCUUGCAUCCUGUGCUCGUUGAUCGGGGGAUUCCUCGGAGAGAAGACUUGGUUCGUGCUUCCUCCGUUCUAUUUGAAACAUUAAUAAACUUGCUCAUGGAUAUUUUACUUUAGAGCCUGCGUGCUCAUGAAUAGCCCUGUGUGGCUCUUUUGUUUUAAACAAUGUUUUCCGCUGCGUUAUGAAUUACUUAUUAUGUUUGUUUAUGGAUGUUAUGAGUGUGAAUGAUAUUCAAGACGCCUUGUAUAAUAUGAAUGUGUUGGACUGCGG